GUACGCUGUACAAGGCUUGGCUACUUAGGCGCUAUUUUCAAAAUGGCGCCGUCAAGGAUGGAAAUAAAUUUACAGCGGCUUUUGGUUCGCUGUGAAGCGAUGGCGGGGGAUUAUCAGGAAAAGAAAGAAUGCUUAAACUGGAGACUAGAGAAGUAUGUAUGUGCACUCCAGAACAAUGCUAAUGAGCUUAGUAAAUCAGCAAGCAAACCGAGUCAAGAUGCAAUGAGUGAUUACACCAAAAGGGUAGAGUUUUUGAAGGGUCUUGUGGAAACAGAGAAAGCGAAAUCCACUAGUGAUAAGGCAGUCACUAGCCAUCAUUUAUCCAGAUCGUCUGCCCAUGCUAGCCUAUUAAGCGAUAGACCACCUGCAGAUAGAGUCCAGGAAUUGCAUUUGAAGACAAAGUCAAGACUGGACAAAGAGAUGAGAGAUGAGCUGCUCAGAACUGAAUCAAAAACAGAUGUUGGAGGAGUUAGAAACAGAAGAGCCGGUAACACAGAUAACGAGGGAAAAGAAGAAAGCAUUGAUGCAGUGCUGCAAUAUCAUCAGAACAUGCAGGAAAAAAUAGCAGAGGAGAUGGUACUUAUGGCCCAGAACAUGAAGCACACAUCCAUGAUGGCGCAGAACAUCAUCCACAAAGACAAACAGGUGCUAGAGGCCUCAACCCGCCUCGCAGACUGCAACCUUUCUAAACUAAAACACGAGGCUGACCGGCUGGAGGAGAUUGCCAACAGAAGGUGCUCGUUGUGGAUGUGGAUUGCUCUUUCCCUCGUCAUGGCUGUAUUCAUCAUGACCAUUCUGUUUAUCAAGAUGUUUCCCAAGCGAACUUGACACUAUCUUAUUUAUAUGGAGGGGAUUAUGCCCAAGAAGCGUUUGGGAGCAUGGGUUAGUGUGGCAAGAACGUGGUGUUUGCAGAAUGGUCCUCAAAAAGCAGAAGCCAUCAAGGAGCCGGGGAUAAAAGAAUGCAUCAUGCGGGAGCAGGUACGAGGAUGGGGAAGCAUACAUGGCGAGCCAAAUGGACCCGAUUUCCUAGAAUUAAACAUUCAUUGGAAUAGAUUAGCACAGGCUCAUACAUGGCGAGCUAAAUGUACCCGAUUUCCUAGAAUUAAACAUUCAUUGGAAUUGAUUAGCACAGGCUUAUACUUGGCGAGCCAAAUGUACCCGAUUUCCUAGAAUUAAACAUUCAUUGGAAUUGAUUAGCACAGGCUCAUACAUGGCGAGCUAAAUGUACCCGAUUUCCUAGAAUUAAACAUUCAUUGGAAUUGAUUAGCAGAGGCUCAUACAUCGCGAGCCAAAUGUACCCGAUUUCCUAGAAUUAAACAUUCAUUGGAAUUGAUUAGCACAGGCUCACACAUGGCGAGCCAAAUGUACCCGAUUUCCUAGAAUUAAACAUUCAUUGGACUUGAUUAGCACAGGCUCAUACCUGGCGAGCCAAAUGUACCCGAUUUCCUAGAAUUAACAUUCACUGGAAUUGAUUAGCAGAGGCUCAUACAUGGCGAGCCAAAUGUACCCGAUUUCCUAGAAUGAAACAUUCAUUGGAAUUGAUUAGCACAGGCUCAUACAUGGCGAGCCAAAUGUACCGAUUUCCUAGAAUUAAACAUUCAUUGGAAUUGAUUAGCAGAGGCUCAUACAUGGCGAGCCAAAUGUACCCGAUUUCCUAGAAUUAAACAUUCAUUGGAAUUGAUUAGCACAGGCUCAUACAUGGCGAGCCAAAUGUACCUGAUUUCCUAGAAUUAAACAUUCAUUGGAAUUGAUUAACACAGGCUCAUACAAGAUUCAUUUACUUCUACUGUAACCGACGACUGAUAGUACAUUGAUGAAAGUUGAUGUGAUAUGGACAUGUUUUGAAUGUACAUCCAGCCGGAAAGAGGUCAGCUACAUAGUAAAGAGAAAUGACAUACAUAUAAAUAUACUUCAUUUUAAAAACCCAACUCGUAUUGUUUAAUAAAUAGGCGUAAUUCACA
Nematostella vectensis (starlet sea anemone) is the source of this 1961-nucleotide messenger RNA. Its product is annotated as vesicle transport protein USE1. Gene Ontology annotation, molecular function: SNAP receptor activity. Gene Ontology annotation, cellular component: SNARE complex; endoplasmic reticulum. NCBI's taxonomy places the organism in Eukaryota, Metazoa, Cnidaria, Anthozoa, Actiniaria, Edwardsiidae. The transcript has 7 exons. Gene Ontology annotation, biological process: retrograde vesicle-mediated transport, Golgi to endoplasmic reticulum. The record is from RefSeq and is a predicted model, not a curated record. Bases 43 to 828 code for a protein of 261 amino acids.